GUGAAGAUCAUGUUCUCAUUACGUCAGCGGUACUUGGAAGGCCGUGCUCCCGGUGACUACUGGACUACUACUGAGUAGUGAGCGGCGCGUUGUAGUCGAGAUCAAGGAGACGACAUGGACAAACCAAGUACCGUGCCUCCAGCAUCGCCAUCCAAGCAACGAGAUGCUUUCGCGUACCAGACUCGUCUCCUACAGCGUACUUCUUCUCGAUCGUCUACCAAUUCUCUUACGCGAAAUUCGUCCAUCUCAUCGCGCCCAACUUCCCUCGUGAGCCCAACUACAACUGGUUCUAGCUCAUCCGUUGUUGCUGCUAAUAGACGAUGGACGCCUUCACACCGGCCGGGUACCAGUCUUGACCUUGUACGCGACAAAUGGGAGGAGCGUGCACGCGCAGAAGCUGCACUUGAAGGACGCAGGCCGGUCAGUCCAACAAAGCAAAUAGAAACUACUCCCAGUGGUGGUCCUUUUCUGGGUCGCAGUGAUAGUAUAUCUACUAUCUCUAGUUCAUCCUCGUUCACAGAUUCCAGUUUCCAACGAACCCCGACUUAUCUCAAACGUCAUACUGUCUCUCCGUCCCUUCCUCCACAUAUCGUAGCGACUCCGUUGUCACCAAAUACUACUGGAAUAACUGUCGAGAAUCCAGAUUCACCCACAAGCUCAUUUGCUACCCCGACUCCUCAUCGUAUACGUCUCCCAACCUCGGCAUCUCUUCAUUCUUCAUCAAUAUCUGACAUCAAAGAACUUGCUGAUCAUACUGCACAUCAACCUAUCUCCCUUGAUUCUCCAUCCCCACCCAUGCGGAGAACAAAUACCCUAGAUAACAGCACCCUAGAUUCUCCUACCCGUGAUUCAGUGUCACGAACACCCGACCCAACCGUAUUCACGGUGAUCAACCCUCCAUCUAGCCCCUCGAAGCCUUUGUUUACACCUACAACUAUCCGCCGUCGUCCCACGUCGCUCUAUGGCCCACAGUCCUCCCCAGAGAAGGAUCCCUUGUCCGGUCGCUCCUCCGCGAGCCAGGAUCUUACCGACCAUAUCUUACGAACUCCAACUCGCAAUCCACGAGUGUCCGACCACAAACCUCCAGAUCCCACAUCCAAGUUGCCAGACCUUACCUCCAGGAUAUCUGCAUAUACGUCCCGAUUCGACUCUCGUUCUUCUGAUGCCACUUCCCGUCCUGUUGAGAACGUCUCCCCAAGCGUCCCGCCAACAAUGGACCGCACUUCCCGUGUCCCUGACCUUGCUACUCGCGUUUCGGAAUACACUUCUCGUCUUAACUCUUCCGAACGCCCGUCUCCCUCUCCUACCCACACCCCUACGUCAUCCUUCGCGUCCACUCAGAAUUCCUUCACAUCAGCCUCUUCUUCGCAUACGCCCAGUUCCUCGAUCGCAUCGAUCCCCUCCACCUCUUCUGUAAUGUCCCCGACCCCCUAUCGUUCCUCAUAUAUGGCAAACAAGAAGACAUCAACUUAUGGUCAAAUUGCUGGGCGCAAACUAGGUCGCCAUCUCCCCCGUAUCGCGAGCGGGGAUGCAGGCGAUGACUGGGUCGAUGAGCAGAAGCCUAAUCCACCACCGCAACUUGAACAGAAUGCUGUUCCUGUGGAUGAUUCCCAGGUGGUGUCGCGACGAGCGCGACGUCAUUCGAGGUAUGAGCCUCCGCCUUCGCCUGUUACAGAGGAAGUUGUUGCAGGGAUGGCGAACACCUCCGACGUCAGUGGCAUCCCGGGGCGAUUGCGUCUCUCGCGGGACAAAACGCCAGCGAGCCCAACUGCACCGACACCCCUUCCUUCCUCUCGCUUGACGAGAGGUCUGUGGGCCGAUGUGCAGAGACAUCUGCUGCAAGCGUAUGAAUAUCUGUGCCAUGUGGGAGAGGCGCAGCAAUGGAUUGAGGGUUGCCUUGGGGAAGAGCUGGGCUUUGGGGUGGUGGAGAUGGAAGAAGGAAUGAGGAAUGGUGUUGUGUUAGCCCGGCUUGUCAGGGUGUUUAAGGGGGAAGGAGGGUUCAGGAUUUACGAGGCUCGAAAGCUAAAUUUCCGCCACUCGGAUAAUAUCAAUCAUUUCUUUGUUUUUGUCAGGGAAGUAGGAUUGCCCGAGGGAUUCAUAUUUGAAUUGACCGAUCUAUACGAGAAGAAAAACUUUCCAAAGGUCAUUUACUGCAUACACGCACUUAGUCAUCUCCUCGCCCGUCGUGGUCUCGCCGAAUGCAUUGGAGAUCUUCUCGGCCAACUACAAUUUUCCGAUGACCAGUUGCAGAAGACGCAAAAAGGUCUCACUGACGCAGGUAUUCCGAUGCCCAACUUCGGCAAUGUCGGCAGGGAACUGGCAAAGGAAAUCAACGAGGAGCCUGAUCCACCACCACCAGAGCCAGAGGAAAGUGAGGAGGAACGGCGCGAUCGCCUGCUCUUGGAGAAUGAGGAUUCGAUACGUUUGGUCCAAUGUCUAGCCCGUGGGUUCCUGGUCCGCAAAGCACAAGCGACACAACGCGUUCGUUUGCGUCUAACUGAACGAUACGUUCCUCGCCUGCAAGCACAUCUCCGAGGUGCUCUUGCCCGACGCACCGUUUCCGUCUCCCGUCAGCAGACACGUGACAUGACCCCCUGGGCUGUUCGUUUGCAGGCUGCUGUCCGCGGCGCACUCGUCCGUCGGCGUUGGAGAGCAUACGUUACCCGCAUCAAAGCAGUCUCUCAAUACGUAGUGAAGACCCAGGCCCAGAUUCGCGGUGUCCUCGUACGUCGGCGAUUUGAGAAGCUAAAGGCGGCUCUCAGGAGCGCCCGUGCGGUCGUGGUGAAAAUGCAAUCAACUGCACGUGCCAAAAUUGCGAAACGGAACCAUAGCGAAGUGGCAAAGACGUUCGCGCGUGCGGAGGUGGCGUUGUCUGUGGUGAAUCUUCAGGCUACUGCGCGCGGCUUCCUCCGACGGCGAGCGAUCUCGAGAAAGCUCAGAGCAUUAGAUGCAGAGGAGGGGAGCGUUUUGGAUUUACAGGCGCAGUGUCGAGGCGUGCUUGUGCGGAGGCGCAUACGGACGCAGCUCGCCAAGCUGGAUGAUGUUUCUGCGACUGUUGUGCGCAUACAGGCGGCUGUGCGGACCUAUCUCGCACGCAAACGCCUCCUUCAGCUCAUCCGAGGUUUGCGCCGUGCGACUCCUAUGCUUAUUGGUCUGCAAGCGCGUGCACGCGCAAGUCUGGCUAGACAACAGCACCAUAAUGUUGCCAAAGCCCUGAGCGAGGUGAAGGUCGUGGCGAGUGUUGGAGGGUUCCAGGCUCUCGCACGGGCUGCGAUCAUGCGCAACCGCCACCGUGAGCAGCAGAAAAAGCUGGCGUUUGUCGCGCCGGAUGUGAACGGGCUCGAGGCAGUGGCACGGGGGUACCUCGUCAGGAGGGAGUAUCAUGCAUGGCGAGACCAUUUGCGGCGGAGUCAGCCUGCAGCAACGAUGUUACAGGCUUUGCUCCGUGGAGUGCUGCAGCGGAAGAAAUUCCGUGCGAAGAUGCAGUAUUACCGUACAAACCUCGAUAAGGUCGUCAAGAUCCAGUCGCUCUUUAGGGCCAAGGAAACUAGGGAGCAGUACAGGCAACUCACGCUGGGCAAGAACGUCACUGUCGGAACGAUCAAGAACUUCGUGCACUUGUUGGACGACUCGGAGGCGGACUUCCAGGAUGAGAUCAAGGUGGAGCGGCUGAGGAAGCGCGUGGUGGAGGGUAUUCGUGAAAACCAGGCUCUCGAGAGCGAUGUCAGUGAUCUCGACGUCAAGAUCGCGCUUGUCGUGCAGAAUGUCAAGUCUUUCGAGGAGCUGAUUAAGGCGCGGAAGCGGUACGGUGCGGACAGCGCUGCUGCUCACGCUACUAGGGCGUCGAUCCUUGCGGCGCAUGGUGAUCCUUUUGCGGGCCCGAAUACCCUUGACCAUGCGGCAAAGAAGAAGCUUGAACUGUAUCAGCAGCUAUUCUAUCUUCUGCAAACGAGAGCAGAGUAUCUGAGUGGGCUCUUCGUUCAGCUUUCUGAUGACACCGCGGAGAAGCACAGAAGGUUGACAGAGCGGGUCGUGCUCACGUUGUUUGGGUAUGGUCAGGAUCGAAGGGAGGAUUAUCUUUUCUUGAAGUUAUUCCAGCUUUCGAUACGACAGGAAAUCUUGGCUGCACCGUCGAUUUCCGAUGUCGUACGUGGACACCCGAUGUAUAUCAACAUAGCAGUGCAGUACGUCCGCCCGCGACAGGUCACGUACAUCCGCGAAACGCUGCAGGGAAUCAUUCGCGAGCUCAUGGAAGCUGUCGACCUUGACCUAGAAUCUGAUCCUACAGUGAUUCAUCGAUCACGAAUAAACGUGGAGGAAAUGCGGUCGGGAAUCGCAAGCACGAAGCCAAAAGAUGUUCCGUUUUACGAAGCUUUGAAGGACCCUGAUACCAGGGCUGAGUACAUUAGACAUCUCCAGAAACUUCAGUGGUGGACUGAAGCCUUUGCUGCAUCCAUAUUCGAAUCGACUCGUAGGAUGCCCUACAGCAUGCGAUUCGUGGCGCGGGAAACGCUCCUUUCGUUGAAAGACAAAUUUCCUGGCGCGCCCGAUGAAGUGUACGCAGCCUGCAUAGGCAGGCUGGUAUAUUACAGGUAUCUGAACCCCGCCAUCUUAUCGCCUGAAAACUUUGAUAUGGUCGCAUCAGUAGAUAUUGCAACCAGGAAGAAUCUCGCGCAGAUCUCCAAGGUCCUGACACAGGUUGCAUCAGGCUCUGAGUUCUCGGAAGAUCAGCCCAACUAUGUGCCUAUUAACGAGUGUGUACGUACAUUGAUGACGCAGAUGACGAAUUGGCUAGUGCGAACGGUCGCGGAUGUCCCCGAUGCUGAAAGCCAUUACCAUGCCCACGAGUUCCUGGAUGCGACUGUACAACCAAAGCCUAUUUACAUCUCACCGAAUGAAGUGUACGGGAUGCAUGUACUGCUCUCACAAUAUCAAGAGAAAUUGUCUCCUGCUCGACACGAUGCAUUGCGUGUUAUUCUGCACGAGCUAGAUGGUGUACCUCAUCUUGACAACGAUGAGCUCAAGGAUGCUAGGGAUCGUGCUGUCACUCUGGAGCUGACGAAUAGGUUCGCUCAUGUCAGAGAUCCGAAAGCUGACGAGAAAGCACUCUGGGUGCAAGCAAAGCGUGGCGUGCUUGCAAUCUUACGCGUCCAACCCGCGCAAGAUCUUGUUGAAUCUUUGAUGCGUCCCGUGAGCGAUAACGAUGAGCUCCGCUGGGAGACUAUCGUAACCGAAAUGGACAAUGAACCAAUGCCACGACGUAUGCCUUCAACCUCUGCCGGCGACUCGGCAUACAGGCUAGAAGACAUUCGAUCGUUGUCUUUCAAAGAAGUCAAAGCUCAUGCCAUUUUCUUCCUUCUUGAGCUCGAGAAACAGGGGAAGAUUACGCGCAGCGACGGAUUCCAAGGCAUUCUGAAUGCCAUUGCCAGCGAUGUCCGCAGCAAGCACCGCAAGCGGUUACAGCGUCAACAGGAGAUGGAUAGCAUGGUAGAUGCAUUGAAGCACCUUUCCGAUCGCAAGACAUAUUUUGAAGAGCAAAUCGACAGCUAUCACAAUUACGUUGAAGCUGCGAUGGCGACCAUGCAGCGAGGCAAAGGGAAGAAGCGUUUUGUUCUACCGUUUACCAAGCAGUACUUCCACUUGCGCGACUUGCAGAAGUCAGGGAAGAAUCCUCAGUUUGGAUCUUUCAAAUACAGUGCAAAGGACUUGUACGAGAAGGGCAUCCUACUCUCCAUCGAUCAAUUCUCUCCUCGUCAGUUUGAUAAAAUCGACAUCACUAUUUCUUCCAACAAACCUGGCAUCUUCACAAUGGAAGUGUUCAAUAACACGCUUGGGAUCACCAAUCGGAUAGCAUCUAGUGAUCUUCGUAUGGAAGAUUUGUUGCAAGCUCAAUUCGAGAACCAGGCUUCCCUUCCCUUAUUCAAUGGCCUGGCAAAGGUUAACAUCAGUUUGUUGCUCUACCAGAUCAAUAAGAAAUUUUAUGUUUAGUCUAUGCUUGUUCUCGGACGAUUUUGCAUAACUCAUCUCAUAUCUACUGAUUUUUUGCCUCUGCAUCUUGCAUCAUAUAUCUUCGCAUUUUUUACAUGUAACUGUAGUCCAUCAUAUGCAUACAAUUCUGUAUUUUUCUGCAUAUAAAAAAGCCCGGGCCAUUGGAUCCGCAUCACC
Messenger RNA from Suillus paluster, 6165 nucleotides. RefSeq names its product ras GTPase-activating protein. Gene Ontology annotation, biological process: regulation of actin cytoskeleton organization; regulation of GTPase activity; mitotic actomyosin contractile ring assembly actin filament organization. The record is from RefSeq and is a predicted model, not a curated record. Gene Ontology annotation, cellular component: cytoplasm; mitotic actomyosin contractile ring. NCBI's taxonomy places the organism in Eukaryota, Fungi, Basidiomycota, Agaricomycetes, Boletales, Suillaceae. Gene Ontology annotation, molecular function: GTPase activator activity; calmodulin binding; actin filament binding. The coding region runs from base 115 to 5988 and encodes 1957 amino acids. The transcript is spliced from 16 exons.